AUGCAAUUCGAUUCAACCUUUCAGAAGAAUCCGUUCCCGUCAUUGAUUGCUGCAGAGAAACUACCGUUAGAUGCCUACGAAGUAGCGUAUUCGGUCAAUAAGCAAAAACGUUGGAAUAUCAUGAAAAUUGCAAGGAAAUCGAUCACUUCCUUCCAAAAUGCCGAACUUGGAUUGCGCGUCUCAGUUUGCAACUGCAUCACGCAGUCCAAAGUGAAAUAUGCUUCCGACGCCCCGGAAAACAGGUCGAGCACUCUUGGUUAUGGUGCUAUGAUCACUGAAUUUCAUGGUAUUAACGGAAAUUAUCAUAAUGAAUAUCAUUUAAACAAUAUCAACAAAACCAUUUUCGAUAUCUACGGAACUCGUCAAAGGUAUCCCAUCAAGAAAAAGCCACGUCUCUACCGUCGCACAUUCCCGAAAUUCAAAACAUUGGCAAUAGGAAAAAAUGGAGAAAGUUUGAAUAAGGGAAUGCACCCAAUACACGUUAUGUUCUUGCAUCAUUCGUUUGACCGAAGCGUUCGUUCAUUGAAUAUGCGACGAAAGUUGCCAAGUAUACCUGCAUAUGAAUAUGCAUGCGCAUACGUUUCGAGGCGGAAACAUAAGAAAGCAAUCAAGAAAACACGCAAGCAUACGGCAUCUGGUCGGUACCAUCGAAAAUGUCAAUGUUAUCACAAAUGCGGAUUGACGAAAGAAACGGAUCAAGUCAAAAUAAUAACAAAGAAUGCACGCAAACGACUAUUGUUGUGGGAGUUGGAGGACGAAGUAUAUGAGUGGGAGCGAGAAAUCAGAGUCGGUUCUGAUAUUGAAAUUGAAAAUGAAUUCGAUGGAUUCAAUGAUGUCGAGAAUGAUGGUCAAAUAUGCUCGUAUGCUGAAGCAAGCCAACACAAACCUUACCAACCAACAUUGAAUGACUUCAUUGGUAUUUGGGGAGAUAAACGAAAGCACAAAAAUUGUUCACGAAAAAAGGUGAGAACUGUGAAUCGCUCAUCAGAAUACGACAUUUGGUUACACUCGUCACCGUCGACUGGAACUGUCACUGUUGAGGAAUACAAAGAGGAAUAUGAUAUUAACAACAAUCGCAAAGAGACCAUCAAGCACAUACCUCCACCCAGUAUCGUGAUUAAUCUGCAUGAUGAUUGUCCAGCAACAAAUAUCGAAACAAUUGCCUCAAGACUUAUGCCAUAUGCAGUUGAACUUUUUGGUGUCAUACCUCGAACAUUCCUUUCAUCAAUUCCGGAUACAUCCGACGAAUUNAGGUUCAUAAUAAACACAAGUGAUAAAAGCUCAGAAUCAGAAGAGUGUUCAGUGUCAUACUCACUGAGACUGUCGACGUCGUUAACUCGGUUCAUUCCAUCUGAUCACUUCGUAUCAUCAAAUGUCUAUGAACCUCACGCUGCUGAAUGUAUCGCUUGUGAACAAUACUCGUUUAACAGGCCAUCCAAGUGCAAUGAAGUGGCCUCCACUUCUGGUGUCAUACCGUCGGACUCGUCUUAUUGUGCUGUAUGUGAUUCAUGCAGCGAUGAUGGCUUUUCUCUGCAAUGUUCACAUCGAUUCUGUCGAGAAUGUUGGACCUCAUAUGCUUCGUCAAUGAUCACUUCUGGUAUUGUGCCCAUCAAAUGCCCGGUAAAUCUUUACGGAAGUGUAUGA
Molecule: messenger RNA, 1644 nt
Organism: Anisakis simplex (herring worm)
Lineage: Eukaryota; Metazoa; Nematoda; Chromadorea; Rhabditida; Anisakidae
Source: the annotation of a GenBank genome assembly